AUCUCUCUCUUGCUCUCUUGCCCUGCCUCGAAGAAAGAAUGACGCACGCAGCCCUGACUUGGUGCUUGGCAGUACUGUCGCUUUUUUCCAGAGAUGAUGCUUUCGUCGUCCGGCGAUCUCUUUCAAGUGCAUACAACCCCGCGGCUGGCAGGCGCUCGAAACAUGAGGUGAUCUUUGACUCUCGAUGGAACCGGGAUUCACCACCCGUUGUCAACCUACGGGGUGGAGGGGGACAGGUGCAGCAGGUCGCCACGCAAGAGGAGCUCGAACAGGUUAUCUCCAACAGCAAUGGUGCUCUCGUAGUGAUCGACUUCACAGCAACGUGGUGUGGUCCCUGCCAGAAGAUUUCGCCUGUGUUUGAGCUCCUGAGCCAGGAGUUGACAGACGUGGUGUUCUUAAAGGUCGAUGUGGACGAAAACGAGGAAACCGCGCAAAAGUACGACGUCGUUCAGAUGCCCACCUUUCUGUUCAUGAGAAAAGGUGAGGUGGUGGAUCAGUUCUCUGGUGCUAGCGUCGCUAUGCUGCGAGAGAAGAUCGAGGCUCUCCGAGGGGAUGGGAGCAACGCCGAGGCGGCAGAACAUUGUGAGCCGGAGGAAGGCGGGGACACGGAAGCGGCAGAAGACGUGACGGACUCUUGAGCGUCGGGUUUUCUUCCGAAUGCGAACACGGAACAAGUUCACGAAACUCUGAAAUCAGGCGGUAGAAGUCGCAGUUUGCUGUGCGGUCAAGAUGAUACCCCGGCGGUAUCUCAAGCGCAGUCUUGUGGAAAGGAUGGGACUGGCCCUGCCUUUCAGACACACCUUCAAUCGUGUGGUUGGACGUAUACUUUCAAGUAGUCGCGUGGCCAAGAGCAAUUGCGGCAAGGUGUGAGGUUUUGUGUCAUGGCGCAAGUCGCUUUGAAACAAAAAGAAUCGCGUUUUGGUUCUCUCUCGCGGGUGUUGCGCACGUGCCAAGAAUUGUGGGAUGAGGUUGCCCGAAAGGAAUCCUCGAACGAGUUCUCUGGAUGGUACAGGUGCUGGGUUCAGAUCCUGGCACAUGCACUGGUUGAAAAUGUUGUGAGUUUGCAUGGUUGAGGGCAAGGUGACCGCUCAACUUCGCGUCAAAACUGAAGGUGCACAUCGUAGAGGGCCUCCUUGACCCCGGAUCGUAGCUCCUACGCAUAGAAGACAAGUUCGUGCGGUAGGUCGAUACUGCGAGCGACGGCGGUACGUCAGGUGGAACCAUUGACCAGAACAAUGAUGCAUGCUAGCUUGCCCAUCCGGGCGUAAGGUUGAUAUAUUUCAAGAACUUGUGUGUCUACGGGAUUGGCCAUUCCAAAGCAGCUUGAUUCAAUCGGUGUUUUCACCUUUGUGGAAAUUGAAAGCCUUAAACUAUGCACGUCUCCACAUACGUAUCCUGUGUGCCGCCUUCCUAGUUCACUAUUUAGCGUACCUCAUGCGUAGAUGCGGGGUCGGUUGAUACGACAACCCGCGCUACCUUGCGAAUUGCAGACAGCAAUCGGUUCCUCGUGAGAAGCGUAAACGAGAAGCGUAACCAAACCACGGCGCCGCAAAAAAACAAGGCAACACCCCAAGCCUAAACAACGCCAGGGUACGGCUGCAGUACUUGAACGGAGUCACAACCGUACGGAGCGGGGACUAGACACGCCAAGCGCUUCCCUGAAAGUAUCUCCGGCCUGCCGGUGGCGAAGCUUGAGUAACGACCCCCGAGCACGAAAGAGUCAGUACCUCGGAGUGUACAUAACAGAGCGAAUGUGGGCCUCAAGAUCUGCAGGCUUCGGCAACACGCUGGCCUGUCCUGUGGCGUACUUAUUGGCUGCGAUUGCGACGGCCACCUUGAGUGACACCUCACGGAUGUCUCUCAAGGGCGGGUAUACGCACGAGGCGUCCAACUGGUC
Molecule: messenger RNA, 1897 nt
Organism: Ectocarpus siliculosus
Lineage: Eukaryota; Phaeophyceae; Ectocarpales; Ectocarpaceae
Source: the annotation of a GenBank genome assembly